Molecule: messenger RNA, 3311 nt
Organism: Rhinopithecus roxellana (golden snub-nosed monkey)
Lineage: Eukaryota; Metazoa; Chordata; Mammalia; Primates; Cercopithecidae
Product: protocadherin beta-6
Biological process (GO): homophilic cell-cell adhesion
Cellular component (GO): plasma membrane
Molecular function (GO): calcium ion binding
Source: RefSeq, a predicted model, not a curated record
AUGAACGUUCUGCAGACUCGGUGGACUCUGUUUCACCCAGAAGCCAAGUGAAAAUACAGACCACAUUUACAGCUAAAGCUGAGACAGAUGUGUCCGGGAAGGCAGUCGUCGCCAGACAAGUUGUAAGAACGAAUUUAAAAAUCUCUGCAAAGACAUCUGAGAGGGUCGACGGUGGAUGUGGUGAUUGGGAGCUGAAAAGGAUUUUUCUUCUGUAAUCAGACAACAAUAGACACGAUGCAAACUAAAGUACAGAACAAGAAAAGGCAAGUGGCAUUCUUCAUUUUAUUGAUGCUUUGGGGAGAGGUAGAUUCUGAAUCGAUUCAGUAUUCCGUAUUGGAGGAGACAGAAAGUGGCACGUUUGUGGCCAAUUUGACAAAGGACCUGGGACUGAGGGUGGAGGAGCUGGCUGCACGGGGCGCUCGGGUUGUUUUCAAAGGGAACAGACAACAUUUGCAGCUUGAUCCACAGACCCAUGAUUUACUGCUAAAUGAAAAACUGGACCGGGAGGAACUGUGUGGCUCCACUGAGCCGUGUGUGCUACCUUUCCAAGUGUUACUGGAAAAUCCCUUGCAGUUUUUUCAGGCUUCCUUGCGUGUCAGAGAUAUAAAUGACCACUCCCCGGAAUUCCCUGCCGGAGAAAUGCUCUUGAAAAUAUCAGAAAUUACUAUGCCAGGAAAGAUAUUUCCUUUGAAAAUGGCACACGAUUUAGACACUGGCAGCAACGGCCUUCAGAGCUACACAAUCAGCUCCAACCCUCACUUCCACGUUCUCACCCGCAAUCGCAGCGAAGGCAGGAAGUUCCCGGAGCUGGUGCUGGACAAACCGUUGGACCGCGAGGAGCAGCCCCGACUCACGCUAACGCUCACCGCGCUAGAUGGUGGGUCUCCGCCCAGGUCAGGGACCUCCGAGAUUCACAUCCAGGUUUUGGACAUCAAUGACAACAUCCCCGAGUUUGCUCAGGAGCUCUAUGAGGCGCAAAUCCCCGAGAACAAUCCCCUCGGCUCUCUGGUUAUUACUGUCUCAGCCAGAGAUUUAGAUGCAGGAUCGUUUGGGAAGGUAUCUUACGCCCUGUUUCAAGCCGAUGACAUCAACCAACCGUUCGAAAUAAACGCAAUCACAGGAGAAAUUCGGUUGAGAAAGGCUUUGGAUUUUGAGGAAGUUCAGUCUUAUGACGUGGAUGUUGAGGCCACAGAUGGUGGGGGCCUAUCAGGAAAAUGCUCUUUAGUCGUCAGGGUCCUGGACGUGAAUGACAACGCCCCUGAACUCACCAUGUCGUUCUUCAUCAGCCCCAUCCCAGAAAACUUGCCAGAGAUCAUAGUGGCAGUUUUCAGUGUUUCAGAUGCAGACUCUGGGCAUAACCAACAGGUUAUUUGUUCAAUAGAGAACGAUCUCCCUUUUCUACUAAGAACUUCCGUGGAGAAUUUCUACACCCUGGUAACAGAAGGGGCACUGGACAGAGAGAGCAGAGCCGAGUACAACAUCACCAUCACCGUCACUGAUUUGGGGACACCCAGGCUGAAAACCCAGCAGAGCAUAACCGUGCAGGUCUCCGACGUCAAUGACAACGCCCCCACCUUCACCCAAACUUUCUAUACCCUGUUCGUCCGCGAGAACAACAGCCCCGCCCUGCACAUCGGCAGCGUCAGCGCCACAGACAGAGACUCAGGCACCAACGCCCAGGUCACCUACUCGCUACUGCCACCCCAGGACCCGCACCUGCCCCUCGCCUCCUUGGUCUCCAUCAACGCGUCCUUGGUCUCCAUCAACGGGGACAACGGCCACCUGUUCGCCCUCAGGUCGCUGGACUACGAGGCCCUGCAGGCCUUCGAGUUCCGCGUAGGCACCACAGACCGCGGCUCCCCGGCGCUGAGCAGCGAGGCGCUGGUGCGCGUGCUGGUGCUGGACGCCAACGACAACUCGCCCUUCGUGCUGUACCCGCUGCAGAAUGGCUCCGCGCCCUGCACCGAGCUGGUGCCCCGGGCGGCCGAGCCCGGCUACCUGGUGACCAAGGUGGUGGCGGUGGACGGCGACUCGGGCCAGAACGCCUGGCUGUCGUACCAGCUGCUCAAGGCUACGGAGCCCGGGCUGUUCGGCGUGUGGGCGCACAAUGGCGAGGUGCGCACCGCCAGGCUGCUAAGCGAGCGCGACGCGGCCAAGCACAGGCUGGUGGUGCUGGUCAAGGACAAUGGCGAGCCUCCGCGCUCUGCCACUGCCACGCUGCACGUGCUCCUGGUGGACGGCUUCUCCCAGCCCUACCUGCCUCUCCCGGAGGCGGCCCCUGCCCAGGCCCAGGCCGACUCGCUCACCGUCUACCUGGUGGUGGCGUUGGCCUCGGUGUCGUCGCUGUUCCUCUUGUCGGUGCUCCUGUUCGUGGCGGUGCGGCUGUGCAGGAGGACCAGGGCGGCCUCUGUGGGUCGCUGCUCGGUGCCCGAGGGCCCCUUUCCAGGGCAUCUGGUGGACGUGAGCGGCACCAGGACCCUGUCCCAGAGCUACCAGUACGAGGUGUGUCUGAUGGGAGGCUCAGGAACAAAUGAGUUCAAGUUCCUGAAGCCGAUUAUCCCCAACUUCCCUCCUCAGGGGACUGGCAGGGACAGCGAGGCAAACUCCAACUCCAGGAAUGAUUUUGGGUUCAAUUAGGAAUCUGACAACAGGUCGUGAUAAAUCAUAGAAUUCACUAUUCAUCUGUAAGUUCCCAAUUCUCUCAUUCACACAGAGUCACAUAUUCACACAUUAGUAAUGGCUGUUAUAUUUAUAGCUAUUUCAACCUGCUGGACUGUUUUCCAUUCCCUCUAAUAUUUGUUGUGGUGGUUGUCAGCUACGUUAGUUAUAGCAUGUGCACACAAUAGCAGAUAAAUGGUGUUUCCUAGGGUUGUUGUUUUUGUUUGGUCAGAUUUUGGAACUCACAGGUGUUUUCAGGUUCCCAAUAUUUGAACUUGUUCAUUGAUACGUUAUGAUUAAGAGAAUGGUGUUUCUAACUUUCUGAUUAUCAUCAGCAUGACUCUAAGUCUAUUGUAAAUCACAGCUUUUAGUUUAAAAAAUACUUCUCAUUUAUGCAAAAAUUUUAGUAAUCUUGUAAAUUGUUGCAUUUCUGUUGUGUUGUUUCAAAAACACUACUCUUCCCUCAACUGAACCAAUAUUUUACCUAGGUGAUGUUUUCUCUCUUGAACUUUUUCUUUCAAAAUUGGUAUUUAUAGACCAUCGGGUGUUAUUCUAAAGGAUUCAACUCCUAUUACGUGAAAGAAUAAUAGAAAAAAGGUUGGUUGACUUGUGAUUGCUUUUUUAAAAAAUAAUAAAUGGCUUUGGUAUGUAAA